Messenger RNA from Spodoptera frugiperda (fall armyworm), 860 nucleotides. Its product is annotated as histone H1A-like. NCBI's taxonomy places the organism in Eukaryota, Metazoa, Arthropoda, Insecta, Lepidoptera, Noctuidae. Gene Ontology annotation, molecular function: nucleosomal DNA binding; structural constituent of chromatin; double-stranded DNA binding. Gene Ontology annotation, cellular component: nucleus; nucleosome. Bases 79 to 783 code for a protein of 234 amino acids. The record is from RefSeq and is a predicted model, not a curated record. Gene Ontology annotation, biological process: chromosome condensation; nucleosome assembly; negative regulation of DNA recombination. The transcript has a single exon.
UAUACAACUUAAGCGACUAUUCAAUAUUUUUGUGACCGAAAAGCUAUAAAACUAAUUUUUUGCUACAAAAUCGUAAAGAUGACGUCAGAAGAAGAAUCGGACAUAGAAUUACAAUCAAAAUUAUCUAAAGUUAACAACAAAAAGAUGCCAAAAAGUCCAUCAGAAGAUUUACUUGAAAAAAAGCCGGAGAGAAAGCUGACUACGAAAGAAAUGAUCAACCAAGCUCUUAUAGAUCUCAAUACUCGUAAGGGUGUAUCGUUAUAUGCCAUAAAAAAGUAUAUAACUGAAAAAUACAACGUUGAUACAGAUAAACUGAAUUAUUUUAUCAAGAAAUACAUAAAAACUGCCGUCGAGAAUGGGAGCAUCGUUCAAACUAAAGGAAUCGGCGCAUCUGGGUCUUUCAAACUAGUUCCUAUGAAGAAAAAGCCUAAAACAGACAAGAAACCGAAAGAAAAAACGAUAGAAAAGCCGGUAAAAGAUAAAGAUACGGAUAAAAUGAAGAAAACUAAAGAGAAAAGUAAAAAGAUUGUUGAGAAAGGUGCGAAAAAGACAACUAUUGCGAAGGUAGACAAAGAAAAAGUUAUAAAACCAAAGAAAUUAAUGGAUAAAGAAAAGAAAAUAAAGCCAAAAGGAAAAGAUAGGGUUGAGAAAGAAAUAAAGGCGAAAAAGGUAAAGAUGACCAAAGAAAAACAUACACCAAUAAAGAAAAAGAUGCUAAUGAAAAGGAAAAGCGUAGGUUCGAUUAUUAAGAAGCCCGAAAUGAAACCAUCUAUGAAAGCUUAAAAUACUUAAUUAUUAUGACAUUUUAUUUGUUAAACUAAAUUAUUCACGUUUUAAAUAUAAAUUAUUUGAUUUUAUUA